AUGGUGGCAGCUCAAGGGCUUAUGGCAAUGGCCAUGUGUGCCGUAUCAUCGGCGUUCAUGCUUGCUCCAACGCCAAUGUCGAUUCCGAGUACCAUAAGUCGGAGUGCACGAGGAACAACAAGAGUGCCUGCAGCACGUUAUGCGACGUCUUCGGUGAGCAUGUCGGUGGCGGAAGAAGGCCACAAGUUCAUCAUCAUCGGCGGGGGUACGGCUGGGUGUGUUCUGGCGAACCGCCUCUCUGCCGACAAGGACAAUUCAGUGCUGGUGUUGGAGGCCGGCUCGGAAAAAUUCAAUGACAGGAAUAUCAAGAUGCCCAUCGCAAUCCUAAGGUUGUUCAAGUCUGUCUUCGACUGGGGCUUCCAGUCGGAAAACGAGAAGUUUGCCACCGGCGACGGCAUCUACCUCUGCCGUGGCAAGGUCCUCGGCGGGUCUAGCUGCACCAACGUCAUGCUUUACCAUCGCGGAGAGGAGGCUGACUAUGACGCGUGGGGGGUGGAUGGAUGGAAAGGCAAGGACGUGCUCCCCUACUUCAAGAAGGCGGAGAACAACCGAUCCAAGAAAAAGGGGGAGUUCCACGGCAAGGGAGGCCUGAUGCAGGUGGAAAACGCGCGUUACAUGAACCCUUUGACGAAGUUGUUCUUCAAGGCGUGCGAGCAGGCAGGCCUGUCGGAGAACGAGGACUUCAACGAUUGGUCCCACUCGCAGGAGGGCUUCGGUCGCUUCCAGGUUGCACAGAAGAGAGGCAAGCGCUGUUCGGCAGCCUCCUCCUACCUCAAGGAAGCCAUGGGGCGCAAAAACCUGGACGUGCAGACCAGCGCCCAGAUCACCAAGGUCUUGAUCGAGAACGGCGGUGCCAUAGGCGUUGAGUACGUGCGGGAUGGCGAAAAGAAGAUCGCCAAGCUUGCCGUGGGCGGAGAGAUCCUGCUAGCAGGAGGUGCCAUCAGCUCACCGCAGGUGCUGAUGCUCAGUGGGGUGGGUCCGGCCGAGCACUUGAGGUCCAAGGGCAUCGAGGUGAAGAGCAAUGUGCCUGGGGUCGGAAAGAACCUCCGCGACCAUCCCGCUGUCACCGUGAUGGCCGACAUCAACAAGCCUAUCUCCAUCACCGACAAGGUUCUCAAGGAGGGCUCUGGGGACGUGAACAAAAUUACGGCCCUUCAGUGGCUGUUGACGGGAACUGGGCCGCUGACCUCGCCAGGGUGCGAGAACGGCGCGUUCUUCAAGACCACGCCUGACAAAGCGGCGGCAGAUCUGCAGUUGCGAUUUGUCCCUGGAAGAUCCACUACCCCAGACGGGGUGAAGGCGUACAACACUAUUGGCACCAAGGGGAGGCCUCCUUCGGGUGUCACCGUGCAGGUGGUGGGGAUCCGGCCGCAGAGUGAAGGCCACGUCGAGCUGCGUUCUUCGGACCCGUUCGACAAGCCACACAUCGUCACUAACUACCUUGAGAGUGGGGAGGACAUGGCGUCUUUGACGAACGGAAUCGAAAUGGCACGAAAGCUGUUCGACCAGGAGGCCUUCGGAGAAAUGGUGGACAAAGAAGUCUUCCCCGGCAGAGACAACAAGGAGAUCUCGGAGUACAUCAAGUCUACCGUGCACUCCGCCAACGCCUUGGUUGGCACUUGCAAGAUGGGCGAAGAAUCAGACAACAUGUCUGUUGUGAACUCGGCACUCAAGGUAAAGGGUGUUGCCGGGCUGAGGGUGAUCGAUUCUUCGGUGAUGCCUUCAAUCCCCGGCGGUCAAACAGCGGCACCGACGAUCAUGAUCGCAGAGAAAGCGGCGGACAUGCUCAUGGCUUAGGCGAAACGCCAAAGUACGUAAGAGGCGUGGCUAUUUUAGGCGUAAGAGUCAGGCCAUUUCGUGUACAUUUCGAGUUUGACCCAAACUGACUGGGGUUUCGUAUCUUUGCAAUUGACGCGUUUCGCGCGAAGCUCGGGAACCCACUUCUGUCGAAUGAUGUGGAGCAAGGUUUAGGCUUUUGACUUUUCCUCGAGCGUUUUUUAUGUGAAAGAACUUAGUUCGGCAUUCACCGUAUUGUGCGUCCGUCGGGGAAAGGGAAGGAGGCGAAUAAGUAGUCAACCCACGGGUGCGCCCGUCAGAUUAGAAUUGCGUUUUAUAAAGUACAUGUGC
Messenger RNA from Ectocarpus siliculosus, 2127 nucleotides. The record is from the annotation of a GenBank genome assembly. NCBI's taxonomy places the organism in Eukaryota, Phaeophyceae, Ectocarpales, Ectocarpaceae.